Arachis duranensis is the source of this 816-nucleotide messenger RNA. RefSeq names its product alkane hydroxylase MAH1-like. The record is from RefSeq and is a predicted model, not a curated record. NCBI's taxonomy places the organism in Eukaryota, Viridiplantae, Streptophyta, Magnoliopsida, Fabales, Fabaceae. Gene Ontology annotation, molecular function: oxidoreductase activity, acting on paired donors, with incorporation or reduction of molecular oxygen; iron ion binding; heme binding.
AUGAAUAAUUUGGAGGUGGUGAGGCCGCCAAUUGAGAAGCCGGGGAUUGCGGGAGAAUAUGAUUUAUCACGAAGAUGUUGUAGAACACCUCUGUUGAUAGAUUGGCCAAUCCUUGGCAUGUUACCACAAGUCCUUAGCAACUUGUGCCAUAUCCAUGAUUUUGUAACUAAUGUUUUGAGACAAAGAGGUGGCACCGGUGAAUUCAUGGGACCAUGGUUCACCAAAAUGAACUGCAUGGUGACUAGUGACCCCAUGAAUGUUCAUCACAUAAUGAGCAAGAGUUUUGACAACUAUGUCAAGGGCGGCCCCGAGUUUCGCGAGAUUUUCCAAGCUUUCGGAGACGGGAUGGAGGAUGUGAAGAAGCUAGUUUACCUACAUGGUGCUCUAUGUGAAGAUUUGAGGCUGUUUCCACCUGUUCCUAUUAAACGUAAACAAUCAUUGAAACGUGACACAACACUUCCUAGUGGUCAUUGUGUUAUUGAUCCAAAUACAAUUAUUUUGUUGUUUACUUAUGCAAUGGGAAGGUUUGAAGAGAUUUGGGAAAAAGAUUGCUUGGAGUUCAAACCAGAUAGAUGGAUUUCAGAGAAAGGAGAAACAAUACAUGUUCCAUCUUAUAAGUUUUUUAGUUUUAACGCAGGUCCAAGGACAUGCAUGGGAAAAGACUUAUCUUUUAUUCAAAUGAAAAUGGUGGCAUCUACUCUUUUGCGCAAUUAUCAUGUACAAGUGGUGGAAAAUCAUCCUACUACCCCAGCUCAUUCCACUGUGCUUUUUAUGAAGCAUGGCUUGAAGGUUAUCAUAACAAAAAGACAAUUUUAA